This is a messenger RNA of Aspergillus wentii DTO 134E9, 1317 nucleotides long. RefSeq lists its product as uncharacterized. Lineage: Eukaryota; Fungi; Ascomycota; Eurotiomycetes; Eurotiales; Aspergillaceae. Gene Ontology annotation, molecular function: iron ion binding; monooxygenase activity; oxidoreductase activity, acting on paired donors, with incorporation or reduction of molecular oxygen. The transcript is spliced from 4 exons. The record is from RefSeq and is a predicted model, not a curated record. Bases 1 to 1317 code for a protein of 438 amino acids.
AUGUCCCCCACUGUUGGAAUAUUCCCUCUCCUUAUAACAUACCCUGUUAAACAGCUCUACUACUACCGCUUCAAACAAUUUGAAAAAUGGCCACAGUUCAAAUCAUCCCUCCUUUGGGGCCAUCUAGGCCACGUAGGCGAGGCCGUGAAAGUCGGUCCCCCAGAUAGACAUAUUGACUUUGUGUUCGAGGAAAUGCGCCGGAAACUCGGCAACCCACCCGCCCUCAUCUUCGAUCUACGUCCAGCAAACAAACUGCUGUGCAUCGUGGCCAGUCAUGAAAUUGCCGACCUGCCGAAAACGCCGGUCGAGCGCGAGUUUGUGCCUUUUCUAGGCCAUCGUCCAAUUCUCACGAUGCAGGAGACGGAGUGGAAACAGUUGCGGCAGAGGUUUAAUCCAGCGUUCUCCAAGAGCCAUGUGAUGACUCUCAUGCCAUUCAUAAUGGGGCAGGUAUCGAUGUUUAUUGAUACCCUCGAUAGCGAGGUACGAAGGAGAAGGGACUGUUCGUUUCAAGAUACCUGUGGAGAUCUCACUCUGGGCGUUGUUGGUGCCAACAACGAUGACCCCACGGAAAUGGGAGAGCAAAAGGAAAUUGUACAGUCGUUUCGUGACUUGCAUUCCUCCUACGCCUUCGACCCGAAUGUACCGCCCAUCUUCACCGAUCCACGAGCCAGGUGGCACCGGAAUAGAAUGGAGAAAAAGCUGGCUAAGCUGGUCAAAGACAGAACCCGCGAGGUGUUUGCAAGAAUGAAGAAGGAUCAUGAGAAACACUCCACCACACAGAGGAAGAGUAUACUAGUCCUGACCCUACAGACAACCGAUUAUUUCACCCCAGACAUCGAGGAAUGGGUAUGUGACCAGUUCAAACUGUUCAUGUUUGCCGGAUUCGACACAACCAGCCUCUUGCUCGCCUGGCUAUUCUACCGUCUCAGUCUCACCGCGCAUGCCCUGAAAGCCAUCCGCGACGAUGUGAUGACAUCUUUGGCCCGGAUCCCAACUUGCCAGCUACCAAAGAGAAGAUCCUCUAGCCCAGUGGAAACACUCGGCCGCAUGUUUUAUACUUCUGUUGUGAUCAAAGAAACACUGCGCUUGAAUCCACCAGCGGCGACAUCCCGAACUAUUCCUAACGGAUCGAAUGCUUUCCUGCGAAUGCCCGACGUCAGGGAUCUCUUCAUAGACGAUCUAUCAGUCUACAACUGUCAUACGAUCCUCCAUCGUGACGACGCCAUAUACGGGGAGACAAAGGAUGACUUCAUCCCAGAACGUUGGCUGCCAUCAAACGGGGAUACAAAACUGGGCAGUGAGGAGGUAUGGCUUUAA